This is a messenger RNA of Alligator sinensis (Chinese alligator), 2145 nucleotides long. It is a transcript of the gene DRC11L, whose product is annotated as IQ motif containing with AAA domain 1 like. The transcript has 15 exons. NCBI's taxonomy places the organism in Eukaryota, Metazoa, Chordata, Crocodylia, Alligatoridae. The coding region runs from base 1 to 2145 and encodes 714 amino acids. Gene Ontology annotation, molecular function: ATP binding; ATP hydrolysis activity. The record is from RefSeq and is a predicted model, not a curated record.
AUGUGGCUGGAGUCGCAGGUGGCCCUGAAGGAGCUGCUGGCCCAGGAGCUGCCAGCCACACCGCCGCGGCCCGAGCGAGACCGGGCCGCGUUCUCCCAGGGGCUGGCCACCCUGUUCCUGCGCUACGUGCAGGUCGUGCGGCGCCUGGAGACCUGCCACGACCAGAUGCUGCAGCCGCAGAAGCGCCGCAUGCUGCGCCGUGUGCUGGACGGGGCCCUGGGCCGCGUGCUGGAGCUGAAGGAGGCGCUGGUGCAGCUGGACCGCUCCGAGUACCACUUCAUGGACCACGUGCUGCAGGACCUCAAGCUCACCCCGGGCCGGCUGCGGGCCCGGUUCAUGGGGGACAUCCGGCGGGACGAGGAGCGCGAGCGGUUGGCGCGGGAGAGCGGCGCCAAGGAGCUGGACCGCGAGCAGGCUGCCAUCCGCAUCCAGAAGGUGGGGGCUGCCCCCUGCCCCGGGGACCUGACCGGGCGCUUCCCAGAGUACCCCGACGAGGACGUGGGGGGCUCCAGCAUCCUAUUUGCAGAGAAGACCCCUGAGCAGCGUGGGGUGGGGAGGGGUGCCCAUGGGGUCAGGGCAGGGGGCCAGGCUGGCGGACCGCACGGGGGGCUAUGGCCCCCAUCUCUGCCAGCCCUCUGGGAGCUGGGGUCCUGCCGUGGCCUGGGAACCCCGGUCCAGCAGGGUCAUGCUGGGGGCCCGCAGGUGAGAGAAGAGCUGGAGCAGCUGGAGAGAGAAGAGGGGGACAAGAAGAAGAAGAAAAAGAAGAAGAAAGAGGAGAAAGAGAAGGCAAAAAAAGGCAAGAAGAAGGACAAGAAACCGGAGGAAGCUGAAAGUCUAAUGCUGCCUCCCUCCAAAUUCCUGCCCAUCAUCAGCACGGGCUUCACGCAGUACCAGGCCACCUGGGGAGAGCGGGACGUGGGCAAGCCGGUGCAGCAGGGCUGCAACCUGGAGCUGAUCAAGGCCCAGAUGCGGAAGGAGGUGGAAAAGGAGGUUCGGCUGCAGGUGGACGAGAUGAUGCGCCAGGAGCUGCAGCGGCUGAGGCUGGCCGUGGACCGCGAGGAGCCCAGGCCUCUCAAGGCCAAGAAGAGCAGCAAGAAGUUGGGGAAGAAAAGUGGGAAAAAGGAGAAGGACCUGACCCAGGACAGGACCCUGGACUCGCUGUACGAGGAGCUGGUGCUGCAGGGCAUCCUCAAAAAGCCCCAGGCCGUGCCGCUGGCUGACUACACCGGUGACUUCAGCUACCUGGGGAGCACGCUGCGCGCGGCGGGGGCCGAGCCUGCGCCCUCGGUGCUGGACGUCCGGCAGAACGUCGUGCUGUACGCCAUCCUGCGCCUGGGGUCACCCACAGUGCACGAGCUGGCACCACAGGUGAGGUCCCUCCUGCUGGCUGGCCCUGCGGGCACUGGGGAGCAGAUGCUGGUGCACGCCGUGUGCACCGAGACGGGCGCCAACCUCUUCGACCUCUCCCCCGAGAACCUGGUGGACAAGUACCCGGGGAAGGCCGGCCUCAGCCUGCUCAUGCACAUGGUCUUCAAGGUGGCGAGGCUCCUGCAGCCGUCGGUGAUCUGGGUCGGCAACGCGGAGAAGACGUUUUACAAGAAGGUCCCGAAAGAGGAGAAGGAGGCCGAGCCGAAGCGCCUGAGGAAGGAGCUGCCCAAGGCCCUGAAGAUGCUGCGGGUGGACGACCGGGUGCUGCUGCUGGGCACGUCUGACCGGCCCUACAUGGCCGAUGCCAAGGCCCUGUGCAAGGCCUAUGAACGGGUCCUCCUCGUGCCCCGUCCUGACUAUGCCUCCCGCUAUGUGACCUGGCAGCGCCUGAUCCAGAAGCACGGUGGCACCGUGGGCCGUGGCCUGGACCUCAGUGCCCUGGCCACCGUCUCGGAUGGCUACAGCCAGGGGCCCAUGGCGCAGGUGGUGCGGGCGGUGCUGACUGAGCGGCGCAUCCUGCAGCUGCCCAGGAGACCGCUGCGUGCCGAGGAGUUCCUGCAGCUGCUGCCCAAGGCUGACCCCGUCUACCCCGAGGAGGAGAGGACACUCCAGGACUGGUACCUGAAGACGCCCCUGGGUAAGAGGUGGCUCAAGGCCACGGAAGAGCAGGUGGAAGGGAAGGAGAUGCAAGGGAAGAAGAAGAAGGGGAGGAAGUAG